CAUUUCACAACUCAAGCCCUUUCCUAGAGCGAACACAUCCUUUCUUUCUUCCCGAUAUAUUAACAAAUUCUUCGUUUUCCACCUAGCGGGAGAUAUGGCCAUCACUUGUUUUACCCAAGAGUUCACGACCCCUGUUGCUCCAUCUAGGAUGUUCAAGGCACUGAUCCUAGACUCUCACAACCUCAUCCCGAGAAUUGCCCCUCAGGGUAUCAAGAGCAUUGAGUUUGUGGAGGGAGAUGGUGCUGCUGGUAGCAUCAAGCAAACCAACUUUGCUGAUGGUGGACAUUUGAAAUGGCUGAAGCACAGGAUCAACGCAGUUGAUGCAGAGAAGCUUGUGUGCAAUUACACUCUGAUCGAGAGUGACAUCGCAUUCGACAAGAUUGAGUCGGUGGUGUACGAGGUGAUGUUCGAAGCUUCUAGUGAUGGUGGAUGUGUCUGCAAAAUGACAAGCGAGUACCAUGUCAAGGCAGGCGUGGAGCUGAAGGAGGAGGACAUUAAGCAGGGCAAGGACAAGGCGAUGGGACUCUACAAGGUUGUCGAGGAAUACCUUGUCGCCAAUCCCGAAGCCUAUGCCUAAAAAGGCAUUUUUCUAGCUUUUCAUUUCUUGAAUUCGUGGUGUGAUUCUUUCCUCUGUUGUUUCUUAUCCCCUGUUUGGAAGUUUUCCAUAUUUUUUACGGGGCAUAAAUGUCUCGAAGAGCCAGUAAAAUAAGAAAUCAUCUUGAUCUCAGCACCACUCCAUCCUAAUACUGCUCCAAAGAACCAGGCAUUUCUAAUUUUUACUGUACGAGUGCUGGCAUGUAAAUUAUACACGUAUCCAAGUGUUACCACGGAUCUCUGUUUAUGAACCUUUCUGUUCCCAAGCAAGCAUAAAUAAAAAUCGAAUUUUUUUA
Punica granatum (pomegranate) is the source of this 890-nucleotide messenger RNA. Lineage: Eukaryota; Viridiplantae; Streptophyta; Magnoliopsida; Myrtales; Lythraceae. The record is from RefSeq and is a predicted model, not a curated record.